Messenger RNA from Branchiostoma belcheri (Belcher's lancelet), 3866 nucleotides. Its product is annotated as regulation of nuclear pre-mRNA domain-containing protein 2-like. The record is from RefSeq and is a predicted model, not a curated record. Gene Ontology annotation, cellular component: RNA polymerase II, holoenzyme. Gene Ontology annotation, molecular function: RNA polymerase II complex binding. The transcript has 8 exons. The coding region runs from base 21 to 3041 and encodes 1006 amino acids. NCBI's taxonomy places the organism in Eukaryota, Metazoa, Chordata, Leptocardii, Amphioxiformes, Branchiostomatidae. Gene Ontology annotation, biological process: mRNA 3'-end processing.
CUCCAGAAAAGCUGAAUCUGAUGUACCUCUGCAAUGAUGUACUACAAAAUGGACGAAGAAAGGGUGCUACGGCGUAUAAUGAGUCAUUCAAGACUGUGCUUGUAGAAGCUGCAUCACUCACCAGGGAUUCCUCCAUCCGUAAGUCUGUAGACAGGAUCUUCAACAUCUGGGAGGAGCGGAGUGUGUAUGACAGUGACUUCAUCACACAACUUAAAGGAGCACUGGUGAGUUCAAAAGUUCGUCCCAAAAAAGUGAACACAAAGGUCCUUGCUGAGUUCAAGCCUCAGAAGCUGAUUGACAGCAUCAGUUCCUUCAAACGACUGGAAGACGACGUGAUAUUCCGCCAGCAGCAGUUCAGCCAGCUUCGGGUGGACGUCACGAGUAGUGAAACACUCAAGCAGUUAAAAGAUCCGCAUGGGCGUAAUCAGUUCUUCAAAAAGUUUGGCGAGCUGUCAUCAAGAGAUGGCCUCCCGCAGCAUCCUGAAAGGGAGUCUGCGGAUUAUACUUAUCGACAAGGAGGUAAGAAGUUCUCUGAGGAGUUUGACGAGGCGACAGUAAAACUGGAGGAGUUUGUGAAGAGCAUGGACAAACAGCUGGCUGAGAGGAAAAAGAUGGUAGAGUUGGUGGAGCAGGCAGAGAUCUUCUACUCCACACAACACAGUGAAGCCAAGAUUGUGGCAAAUGCCUACAAGAACUUUGGCACCAGAAUCUCCAACUUUAAGAAGAGGAUUGACCAGUACAAGAAGGACCUGCCUGACCCAGACAGUCCCAUCCCCUCACCGUCUGAAGACGCCCCGUCCCCGGGGAGUACCCCUCCCCCUGAGGAACCCGACACCAGGGAGGUGGAGGACAUGGACAUCUCAGAUGAGGACGAGGAGGGGAAGACUGCUUCAAAUAUUGUUGCCGUUACCCCGAGCAAGUCCAGCAUAACCAGGACAGGAACAGGCAUCAGACCCUCCCACUCCCACACAGGACCUGCCAGCAAGAGAGCCAAGCUGCAGCAGAACGAGAAACCCACCGCAGCCUCUGCUGCCUCUGCCUCCGCUGCCGGCGCCAACAUCCUGGAACUAUUGCAAAACGUCGGGGUCACUGACCCCUCAACUCUCAAGAAAAUGAACGCAGCUCAGUUAGUGUCUUUACUGUCAAAGACAGAGUCUAAGUCUGCUGCUCAAGGUAAGGAGUCCUCGGACGCUAAGAAGGGUCACUCCGCCAAGGAUGAGUCAGCAGACACAGAAGAAUUGAGUCCUGCUGCGGCAUCAACAAGUUUUCUGUCGCAGGCCAGUCAGAAAGAGAAGCCAGCAGCAAGUGGGGAAAGUAGCUUAGAUUCCAGGUUAAGGGAAAUGAUGAGCAAUGCACCAAGUUUGCCUCAAGCAGUCUCGGGUCUUUUUGACUCACCAGUCAGGAAAUCACACCAGGAGUCCCCAGAAGCUGUCGCCAGUAAACCAAGCAAAAAUGCAACGACGGAAGGAAAGACUAAGCCCAGCCCUUCAAAAUCCACUGUGUGGCCACAAAAGCCUGUCCCAGUUCAGCAUGUCCCUGCCACGGUCCCCCCUGUCCCACCACAGCCCGAUCUGGGCGGAGACAAAACACCAGAGGGUGGGGUGACUCCAGAGGGGGGUAUGACACCCCCUGAUGACAUUGGGACCCCCCUCCAUGAUGAAGAAGGGGGUGCAACUCCUGUGCAAGAUGAGGAACCUGUCGCCAACGCGCCCGAUCUCUUAUCUAGGUUGAUAAACCAGACGAGUAGUGAAGGUGGUAGAACAGGACAGUCCGACUUGCUGUCUAAACUAGCAGGUUUGGUGAAACUCGGGAAGGGGGGCCAGGCAGAGACCCAGACUGUCAUGAGCACAGGUCAGGGUGGUACCCCCCAAGGUGCCCCCAUCUCCAGUGUUCUUCCCCCACAUAACCAGAUGGCAGGACUAGAGCAGUAUCAUCAACCAGACAAGGGCAUGAAGGUAAAGCCUUCGUCUACUCCAAGGAGCAUCCUGAAGAAUGCAAACGGUCCCGGAGUAGCCUUACCUAUGGGAACACCUCCUGGGGCUCCACCCAGGAGUAUCCUAAAGAACAAGAACACCCCAGCUGUUGGGAGAGGCACUCCUGUAGGUGCCCCGCCUCCCAGGGGCAUAGCACCGUUAGGGGGUGGGGUGGACAAUAGCACAAGACUUCAGAGUCCUCAGGGUCUGGUCCCAGGGAAUGGUCUUGAGUUUCAGGGUGUGGGGAGGGGAGGGGGGAUGAUGCCUCAGAGGUUACCAAUGGGGGAUAACCAGUUCAAUGCUGGUGGACCACCAGUUACAAAUGUACCCAUACAGGGGCCGCGGAUACCCACCGUCACAGAUGGGAAGCCAGAUUUCCGAGGGCAGCAGGUGCAGGGUACACAGCGAGGGCAGUUUGGUCAGGCCAACCACACAAACGAAGGAGGGUUUGGUCAGGGACAGCCCAUUCAGCGGAUAGGGGACGCAGGGGUUGGGCAGGGGCAGCCCAUCCAGCGUCUCGGUGAACAAAAUGAGUUAGGUACGGGACGUGGACAGCCCAUACAGCGGUUAGGGGGGAGUGCCAUGGCAGGUCAGCCCAUUCAGCGAUUAGGGGGUGGUGGUGGGACCUUCCGUGGACAAAACCCAGAAAGGAGACAGUCGAUCGAUGUUGUCCAGCGCGACCGACCACAGCAGUUUGACCGCGACCGGAACAUAGACACAGGUACCCUGACUGCUGUAAACAGUGGCUCCCAGCCCAGUGUUCCCCAAGGCAACCCCAUCGCUAGACUGGAACCCAGGUCUGAACCAGGGCCCAGCUUCGGGCCCAGAGACCCUUUCUACUCACCGCGGCCUCGGCAGCAAGCAAGUCCCAGGCCACAUGGUCCCAGACAGGCGGGCCAUCGCCUACCCGGGCCCAGACACCACGGCCCGAGGCCACACGGACCCAGACAGUUUGGGUUUGGGCCAAGGUCACCUGCUAUCAGAAAACCCCCUCCCCCACCACCGUACCCACCACCCCCUGGUGCGUUCAGACAGAGACAGCCGUUCCAGGCCCGUCCCCGGUACUGAGGGUCUGUAUUGUGAAUAUACCUGAAUGUUAUAAUACGUAAUAUUAGCUCUAGCUGCUUAGCUGCAUCAGAUCAGUUUGUGGCUGUUAUUAUAGCCGACUGAAGUCUGUCACCAACCUUUGUGAACCCUAACACAUUGUGUGAUAGACCUACCCUACCAAGUGAUUUUUGUUCAGUUCAGUUCUGUUGAUGACACUCUCAAUAUGUAGAUAAGGCACAGUGCCAAAAGUGGGGGCAAGAAGGGAGCCUAGAGAAAUGGUCUUUUAAUUGAAAUACAGAUAAUCUGAAUCCAAGCAGUAACAAUAAGAUAAAUGCAUUGUAGUGCCUGUAUUUCAUGUAAAUCUAUUACAUUCUAGUCCACUUAAGUCCUCUACUUCAUUCAAUGCAUUUUAUGCCUCUUGGAAUAGAUAGAACAAACAACAACAGAUGUUAAUGCUAAGGAAUGUGUGUAUUCUACAUUGUGUGUCUGAAGAUAAGGUUUUAUAUCUGAAGAUGUGUAAGAAGAUGUAAGGGUUGUGAGUUGUUGGUAACUGUGAGUUUGUGGCUCCCUCUUUGCCCCAGAAGGCCCAUACGUUAAAACAGUUCUAAUACAGAGUAACCAUGCCUCUAUGAGAGUUUCCCUAGUAAAAGAAUGAUGUAAACGUUGUAAGUAAUGACAGUUGUUGAAGAGACUGAAUUUCUACGCAAAGUCGAUAGUGGUGUACAGAGUAAUUUCACUAACUAGAGGGAAGAACAAUCAGUGGGCCUUGUACACUUGCCAAAGGCAGAUGUAAAAUUGCUGAUGUAUUGGCACAGUUGCAGAGAUUAAAGUCCCAGUGUUUCUGUA